Silurus meridionalis is the source of this 590-nucleotide messenger RNA. Its product is annotated as CMRF35-like molecule 7. Bases 84 to 590 code for a protein of 168 amino acids. The record is from RefSeq and is a predicted model, not a curated record. The transcript has 4 exons. NCBI's taxonomy places the organism in Eukaryota, Metazoa, Chordata, Actinopteri, Siluriformes, Siluridae.
CAGUAACAGUGUGUAGCAGAACAGCAGCAAUAAAAUCUUUCUGAAGUGGAGUUGGUGUGGAGAUCUGUAAGUGUGACCUCAGGAUGAAGAUCUUCCUCCUUAUCUUCACCUUCUGCCUGAUCUCAGAUGGAGGAGCCUCCAAGGAAGUAACAGGAUAUUCAGGAGGAGGAGUCCUUAUCAAGUGCAAGUAUAAUACAGAAUACACACAAAACCUAAAAUAUUUCUGUAAGGGUUCAAGGCCAGGCUGUUCUGAUCUAAUAAAGACAAAAGACAAAAACAUGUGGGUUACUUCAGGAAGAUUCUCACUGUUUGAUGACAUCAAAUCAGCAGAGUUCAGGGUGAUGAUCAGAGAGAUCACUGUAGAGGACACUGGGACGUACCAGUGUGGAGUUGAUAAAUCUUGGGCAAUGGACAUUUACACACCAGUGAAUCUAAAAGUAAAGGAAGAUCUGUCCUAUGAGAAGUCCAUCAGUAAGACUGUCCAAACAGGAGGAGAUUUAAACGUCAAAUGUAAAUACCCAGAAUCCCUCAAUAAUUUUCCCAAGUUUCUCUGCAAUAGGCACGCAGCUGCUGCAGGCAGAAUCCUGUGA